This is a messenger RNA of Paramuricea clavata, 4204 nucleotides long. NCBI's taxonomy places the organism in Eukaryota, Metazoa, Cnidaria, Anthozoa, Malacalcyonacea, Plexauridae. The record is from the annotation of a GenBank genome assembly.
AUGGCUCUGUUCUACUUGUAUCUCUCGUUCGCUUGUCUGUAUGUAGUUCAAGGCUGCGUGUCUCGGCCUAGCAACAUUUCUAACAUUCGUAUUAAUAAUAGACGGGUGUGCUAUGUUAAUCCUGAGCUGGACAAUUUAUUCAAAGAAGUUAUGUAAGUUUUGUACUUUUUUCUUGUAUGAAAGUUUCACGGACUUGUUUUAUAAUCAUGCCAAAAUCAUGGCUGUAUGUUUGGAUAUAUUGUGUGACAUGCAGCCUGCGUCUGUAGUCACAUUUUUUGCUCUCGCGCACUCGCAGUGAUGACAUCAUGACACGAAUUAGUCACGAACAAAAUGAGGUCAACACCGUGGCUGUUCGGAAAUAAAACUGUUAAACCUUAGUGUUAGAACUUUUAGUUCUGGGCUAAAAUCGGUUAAUAUUUACGAAAGUUCAUCCUUAUUCUCAAUUAUGAUUAUAAAGCACCAUUGUGAUCGCGAUUUAAAUGCAGUACUGUAUCAUGUUUCAAAACCUUGCAUAAUAUCAAGGUCACAGAUGGCAAGGUUGCAAAACACCAAAAUCUCCUGUUAUUAUAAAAAUGAAGUAUAUCACUUGGCAUGAAUAAUAGUCGAUGGGAUUUUUAGAUGGAAAUUAUCGAGUGCAAAUUUUAUACAUUUAUUACACCUAAGGAGUACGCAGGGGCGUAGGAACCGGGGGGCAGGCUCCCAAGUUUUCAAAAGUGUCCUUUUUUCGGUGGGAAAGUGCCCUUCUGACUACGUUAAAAAUGUCGUUGAGAUCGCCGUUUGCCUCAAUAGCCUUUGAUUCAUGAUUGCAUUUAUUUUAGUAUUUUGGUAUGUGCGGAAAAAUUUUUGUUAUAUUCAAAAAAAAAUAAUGCCAUGUCCGGAAAAAUUUUGUUAUUUUCGGAAAAAAUCAUGGUAUGUCCGGAAAAAUUUUGUUAUAUUCGGAAGAAAAUAAUGCAAUGUCCGGAAAAAUUUUGUUAUUUUCGGAAAAAUUAUGAUAUGUACAGAAAAUUUUUUGUAUGUUUGCGAAGAUAAUGGUAUGUCUGGUGGAAAUUUUUUUGAGUUGACCUCCCCCCCGUCGCUAACAUUUCCGGGAAAAAUUUUUUAGGUGCCCUUUUCUUUCGAAAAGUGCCCCUCGAAACUGCCCCCCCCCCCACUUUUUGAUGCUUCCUACGCCCCUGGGAGCACGCGCCAAGCUUCGAUCUAAACACAAGUUCGUGUAUAUACACUAGGGUACUGCCAUGUUCAGGUAUGGAUAAAUAUCAAGAUUUUGUUAGCAUCUCACAUUUUCACUCGAUUGAAUAAAACUGAUCAACUAUUAUUAUUUUUGAAUGACAAAACAUCUUACUGAUAGCGCUCACUUUACUUGGCAUCCAAACACACCAUAAAUCCCUUUUACAAUAAUGUAAAUAAUGAAAGAUAUAUUUCCAACAGUAAAACGCCUCGCCCUCACGAGUACAUCAAUGUCAAAGACCUUCCAGCUUCUUGGGAUUGGAGAAACGUUGAUGGCAAGAACUACGUGAGUGUAACACGUAAUCAACACAUCCCACAAUACUGUGGUUCAUGUUGGGCGAUGGGAACCACCAGUGCCUUAUCUGACAGAAUUAACAUUCAGAGGAAAGGCGUGUGGCCAGUGAAUUAUCUUUCCGUUCAAAAUGUCCUUGAUUGUGGUAUGUUGCUUUAAUUCCUUUGCAAACACUUACUGCGCCCUGACUGUAUCCAAUUCGGUGAUCAGACAUCUCAUUGUUUUGAACGUCAUGUUCAAAACAAAAGUCUGUCUGACGUCCAUACCAUCCAUCCAGUCAAGGACAACUAGAGAGAAUAAUGACCUCCAGUUGCUUUCAUUUAUACACUCGAACCUGUGUUAGGCCACUGGUUAAUUAAGCGGUCACUCUCGUAUUGGGGAUUUCGUAUUUUAUAGUAACCGUUUAAUACAGGGUGACCGCCCAAUGCAGGUCCAAGUACCACGCUUAAAAAGGGCUUUGCUGAUUUAUACAAAAAACAAGAGAACUACCAGAGCCCACCGUUGUGGCGUGCUAAGUUUGGUUUGGCUUAAACAAAUUUGUGGCAAAAUCUGUCAAGUGGCAAUGCCAUUAUAAUCUCAUUUUGCUAAGUCGACAUGACAUUCUUCAGUUAUCAGCAAAAGACCAGCCAAACUUGAUCUCAAAUGCUCAGUUCACUCUGGUUCCAACGGCCUUUGAGACAACACAAAAGGAAAAAGGUCCCUUGCUUUCACCCUGAUGUUGUUUCUCCAGCUUUUCUAGGGCCCUUGCGUCCACGAAACCGCACUUUCCGUCAGCCAAUCAGUGGCCACAAAGGAUUUGCGUGAUUUAUUGAUAAGAGUAUAAUGAUUAAUGAUUACUUAUUCCAGGCAAUGCAGGUUCAUGUGAAGGAGGCAGUAUGAUCCCAGUGUAUGCAUACGCACAUACUGAGGGUAUUCCAGAUGAAACGUGUAAUAACUAUCAAGCCAAGGAUCAGGACUGCGAUAAGGAACAUCAAUGCAAGACUUGCUCUCAUUCUGGUCACUGUUAUUCCAUAGCCAACUACACUCAUUUUAAAGUGAGCGAGUACGGUAAGCAAUAAUAGCUUGGUGGAAAACGUCACUGACGUUUAUUGAAGACGAUGUCACAUCGAACGAUUUGCUACGAAGAUUUGUAAUGCAAAUCUCACGCGAAAUUAAUUGGUUCGACCUGCAUGAUCCGCUAGCCUGGAUCCAAUUAGCCUUGCGGUUUCGAAACUCGGCUUUAGGCCUGUUUUCCACUAGGGAAUUUUCUCACGCGAAGCGACCUUUUUCCUUUGUCGGUAUCACUUAUUAUACGUCAGCAAGACGCGGCAAAAUGGAUGCCGACAAAGGGAAAAGGUCGCUUCGCGCGAAACAGUUCGCUAGUGGACUGAACCGGCUUUAAACCGACUAUCUGCAAAUUUUGACACAACGUUGGUUGUGUUACAAAGUUCUUCCAACUUAUUUCGUGUUGGUGGGUAGCUGCACUUCUUUGAUUAUUCAUUGUUUUAUACUGAUUUUAAUGGACCUAGCUAUUACCUAUAAAUGAACAAAAUUUUGAUUUAGACAAGUCCAACCUCGUUCCCAGGGCUUUCCCUGGGAACGAAUGUUGAGACAAGUCUAGACAAAAAUUUCAUCACGGCUUUGAAGAGCAUCACAAAAUUAUUAUAAUGUAGCCCUGCGAAGUUUGCCGUUUUUCAGUCAUUUUGUACUGCGCACGGGAAAUUGAUACCUUUCAGAAAGCGGUAUCAAUUUCCCGUGCGUAAUACAAAAUGACUGAAAAAACGGCAAACUUCGCAGGGCUAUAUUAUCCGCAUUUAAUUUUACAACAUUUCGCAACGAAACUUCGUAAUAUUACUAAUUUUGUGAUGCUCUUUCAAGCUGUGAUGAAAUUUUUUCUAGACUUGUCUAGAUCAAAAAUUUGUUCAUUAGGUAAUAGGUUUUUUUGGUAUUGGAAUCGUCAUCAUAGUCUAUAUGCACAGCCGUAAAAACAACACGGCGUUAUCAAAAGAACCAUUAUAAAAAGGAGAAAGCGACCGCACACGCUAUUGAGUAUUGUUACUUUACUUAUGAAGAUUCAAAUUGCAUUAUCUAGAAAAACGUUUACGGGAAACUGUAAACUUAUUUUCUUGUUUAUCUGGAAUAUAUUUAGUCGAGCAGAACAAGAAAAGUUUUAGGUAAACACCCACCUAACGUAAAAUACGUAAUCAGCAUUUCUCUGGCUUUCUUCUACAUCCAAGAUUUGUUGUGCAAUGUUAUCUAAAUUCGUAUAGUGACCUGAAUCUAACUUGAAAGAAAUUCUUUUCACCCUAUGCAAAGUCAUAUCAUGUUAAAUCCUUUUCCCGUUAUUUCAAACCAGGUCGCGUUAACGGUCUAGAUAAGAUGAAAGCAGAAAUUCACCAACGUGGUCCUAUUGCUUGUGGAAUCAUGGCCACACCCAAGUUAGAUGCCUAUCAAGGUGGGAUAUACUCAGAAUACAACGAAGAUAUUGGUAUCAACCAUGUUGUAUCUGUGGCCGGGUGGGGUGUGGAGAAUGGUACUGAAUACUGGAUUGUUCGCAACUCCUGGGGGAGGCCCUGGGGAGAGAAAGGAUGGUUGAGAAUCGUUACAAGUGCGUACAAGCAAGGCGAAGGAGAUAAAUACAAUCUCGGUAUUGAAAGUGGAUGUGCCUUCGCUGUUCCCAUUAUCCCAUCUGGAAUGAAAAAUUAA